Messenger RNA from Lodderomyces orthopsilosis Co 90-125, 684 nucleotides. RefSeq lists its product as uncharacterized. Bases 1 to 684 code for a protein of 227 amino acids. Gene Ontology annotation, cellular component: SNARE complex; cis-Golgi network; Golgi medial cisterna. The transcript has a single exon. The record is from RefSeq and is a predicted model, not a curated record. Lineage: Eukaryota; Fungi; Ascomycota; Pichiomycetes; Serinales; Debaryomycetaceae. Gene Ontology annotation, biological process: vesicle fusion; endoplasmic reticulum to Golgi vesicle-mediated transport. Gene Ontology annotation, molecular function: SNAP receptor activity.
AUGUCCUCCUCCUCAUUCACCCAAAUAAGAUCACAGGCGCUAAAUUUGGAGAAGCAGACUGAGUCAUUAUUAGCAAGAUUCUCUCAGUUUCAAAACCAGCUAUCACAAUCAUUGGAAAGUACACCAGACGAAGAAUCAAUUAAGCAACAAAUCAUCGAUACAUUAUCUAAACGAGAUGCCACUAUUGCAAAACUUAACAGAAUCAGUGAAUCAUCCACCACUGAAUUAAGUACUUCAAAAUUGCAACAAAUUACUCGUCAUGAACAAAAUUUACAAGAUCACAAGAAUUCAUUCCAGCGUAUUGAUUCUAUAUUAAUUGAAGAACGAAAUCGUAAUAAUUUGUUAUUCACAGUGCAAUCAGACAUAUCCAAUCAUAAGAGACGCAAUACACCUGCGAACGCAUUGGACACUGACCCUGAUUCAUACAUCCUUGAAGAAAGUCAACGAGCAGACAAUGUUAAUUCGAUAGCUGAUAGGUUGUUGCAAAGUGCAUAUAACACUCGAGACGAGUUGAUAAACCAACGACAAUACUUGCAAAAUGCUCAACUGACGAUAUUAGGGACUAUUCAAAGUGUUCCAGGUAUAAAUGUGCUUAUCCUGAAGAUUAAUUCCAGAAGAAAAAGGGAUACAUUAAUUUUAGCCACUGUUAUUGCUGUUUGUAUAUUACUUUUGUUCUUUGUAUAG